UGUCAGUAGCACACUGAACGUGGCUGGGAGCGAGGCAAUGCAGCUCCUUACGUGACGUAGCGUUAACUCGGUAUAACUGCCAAAGUAAAUAAAAAGUAUUAUUUUGUGGAGUGCUGGAAAAACAAUUCCAGUUUACGGGUUUGUAUGUAUCAAUAUUAUUUCUGAAACGCCGUUCUCUCCUGUCCUUGUUUGAAUUUUCCCAUGGAUGUUGUGUGUACAUCAUAGACUAUUUUGAAGGACCAAGAGCUAAGAUCCACGAUUUUGGAGUAACGUCUCGCAAGUGACAUACAGCCCAUCUGCAAAUGUAGAUAACCUACCGCACAAGCAGAAAAACAACCACGCAUCAAAAUGUAUGGAAUGCUGCUUGAGAGUGUGCAACAUUUUGUGCAGUUAGAGUACGGAGAAGAGGUAUGGCGAAAAGUACUGGCGCUAUCAGGAUGCAAGUAUGCAGUUUUCAACACGCACCAAGUGUAUCCAGACAACAUUAUGGCCUCUUUAGCUUCGGCUUUGGCCACUACAACUUCCAACUCCUACGAAAGCUUCAUGAUGUUUUUCGGAAAGUGUUUCGUAAGAUUCUUUAGUAACUACGGAUACGAUGCUACAAUAAAAGCAACAGGAAGAUAUUUCACGGAUUUCUUAGACAACGUAGACAAUAUACAUUCCCAAUUCAGACUGUCCUAUCCCAAAAUGAAAAGUCCCUCGAUGUAUCUGACGGACGUUGAUGAGAACGGAUGUAUCCUCGUUUACAGGAGUCAAAGGCAGGGAUUUACGCAUUACGUCAUGGGGCAACUGGAACAAAUUGCUAAUGAGAUCUAUAAUUUGAACUUGAAUACAUCUGUCGUUGAUCAGGAAAUUUCAACUGCUCCAUCUGGGAAAACUUUGUAUAUCGUUAAUUUGAGGCUCAACUUUGAUAACUCACAUUACAUUGAAUCGAAAAAGGCAGCAAAAGCAACCCAUCUGCAACUUACCAGCUGGCUACCCGCCUUCUCAUGUGACCUCCUGUUCGAGCUCUUUCCUUUUGCAGUCCUUUUUGACCCUGCUAUGACUGUUGUAGGCUGUGGAGGCAAACUACUUGAACUAGCCGGUGGGUGCAAGGAACAGUUGUUGAGGCAACCUCUGGAUAACAUGUUCAAACUCAGGAGGCCGAAGGGUAUAGCUUUUACUUGGAAAAACGCUUUCUAUCUCAAAUCUGUCAUGUUCGAAAUAGAAGUACUGAGAAGUGAAAUAAUGAAGAAAGCUGAUGACGCCCCCAAAGAAUCAUCAAAGAACAUCUUGCUCGAACAAGAAAUUGAAAUCGACGGAAAAAGUAUAUCUCCAUAUACUUUAAGAAGGGAUAGUACACCGGGCCUGAAAAACAUUUUGUUGAAAGGUCAGAUGUAUUACCUGCAGGAUGUCAUUGGAAUCAUAUACCUCUGUAGUCCAGUGAUAAACAACAUCAGCGAACUAACUGAUCACGGAUUAUAUUUAAAUGAUCUGAAUCCGCACGGCCUAGGCAGGGAAAUGGUUUUAGCUGGCUGGCAAAACAAUUCAAAGUUACAGUAUAUGUUUGACAAGGCAGAACAGAGAGCCACAGAGUUGGAGAACAAUUAUAUGCUUCUGGAUACAUGGAAAAGGAGAGGAGAUGAUUUACUGUACUCGAUGAUUCCGAAAUCGGUAGCUGAUAGAUUGAGGACUGGGCAUAGUCCUUUGAGUACCUGCGAGUCUUUCGAUUUAGUGACUGUGAUGUUCUGUGAACUGGUUGGUCUGAACUCUACUACAGUACAGGAUGCUAUGGAGUUAGUUAGCACGAUGAAUGCAGUAUUUUCAUGUUUCGAUUCACUGAUGGACACAUAUAAUGUGUACAAGGUUGAAACAGUGGGUCAAAUAUACAUGGCUGUCUGUGGGGCCCCAGAACGCAACGAAAAUCAUGCGCAGAAUAUCAUCGAUGUCUCUCUUUGCAUGGCUAAGCACGUCAAGCAGAUGCAGAUGCCCUCUAGGGCCAAGGUUGACAUUAGAAUAGGUGUUCAUUCUGGAAUGGUCGUAGCUGGAGUUGUUGGAAUUAAACUACCUAGGUAUUGUUUCUUUGGAGACACUGUUAACACAGCUUCAAGGAUGCAAUCGACUAGUGAGCCUGGCAUGGUCCAUAUAUCCAAAGUCACAAAGUGUCUACUACCACCAAAUGGAUACGUCUUACGAACUAGAGGAUUUGUGAAACUGAAGGUGAGAAAAUCGAAGCUACAACUGUAUGCACUGUAAAUGAUUAGUGUGCGUACCCUACUAUUUAACUACUUUUGUGUUGUUUAAUCCACUAAAAUAUCCUUUUUGUUCGCUGUUACGCUUAAG
Acanthoscelides obtectus is the source of this 2322-nucleotide messenger RNA. Lineage: Eukaryota; Metazoa; Arthropoda; Insecta; Coleoptera; Chrysomelidae. The record is from the annotation of a GenBank genome assembly.